AUGGCUCUGCUCUGCACACCUACAAUGCAUCACAGCCGUCUGGACCCCUCGGGCCUGUCCUCCCAUCCCCUGGUCACUGUGGGCAGUGGAGGGAUGGCCACUCAGCUGCUGCCUGAUGAGACCCUGGAGAUGGUGACAUUUCGGGACGUGGCUGUGGACUUCACUCAGGAAGAAUGGCAGCAGCUGGACCCCGCUCAGAGGGACCUGUACAACGACGUGAUGCUAGAGAAUUUUCAGAACCUCAGCUCACUGGAUUUGGAAUCCAGGUCUAAGAGUGACGGUGUAGAGGGUGCUGUCUCCAUGGGGCUGUCCCCGUUGCUGGAGUUAGAAGAAUUGGGAAGGGGCCAUCUCUGGAGCUUUGCCUCAGGAGGAGUGGGGAGACUGGAUAGCUCCUCAGAGAAUCCCCUGGGAGAGCCGGGGACCGUUCUGGGGUCCCCAAGAAUUCCAGGAAGCGGGGGAACCUGGAAAGGUGGCCUGGACAAAUAUAAUAAUUUUAAAACAAGUUCUGAUUCAGGGAAGCUGCCGUGGGCCCCCAGAGGAGAGAAGGCCUAUGCGUGCAAAGACUCCGAGGAGGCCUUCAGCCGGCAGUCAGACCUGGCCCAGCACCAGCGCAUCCAUACUGCCAACAAACCCUUUGCAUGUGCCGAAUGCGGCGAGUGUUUCGGGACGCACAACAUCCUGGCUGCGCACCAGCGCCUCCAUACGGGUGAAAAGCCCUUCGCCUGCUUGGACUGCGGUAAAGUCUUCAGCCAGCGCACCAACCUCAUGGUGCACCAGCGCACGCACGUGGGUCAGAGGCCGUACAGGUGUGGUGAGUGCGGCAAGGCCUUUGCACAGAACAUGCAGCUGGUCGGCCACCUGCGCACGCACACGGGGGAGCAGCCCUACAGGUGCGGUGACUGCGGCCAAGCAUUCACCCUCAUCACCCACCUCAUCCACCACCAGCGCCUCCACACCGGCGAGAAGCCUUUCUCCUGCAACCGGCCCUUCCGCUGCUACGAAUGCGGCAAGGCCUUCACACAGAGCAUGACGCUGGUAGAACACCAGAAAACGCACACGGGCGAGAAGGCGUACCGCUGCCGCGAGUGCGGCAAGUGCUUCACCAAAUCGUCCGCCCUCAUCCUGCACGAGCGCAUUCACACAGGCGAGCGGCCCUUCCGCUGCGCCGAGUGCGGCAAGGCUUUCAACCAGAACGUCCAGCUGGUGGUGCACCAGCGCAGCCACACGGGCGAGCGGCCGUUCCAGUGCGCCGCCUGCGGGAAAUCCUACAGCCAGAAGGGCUACCUCGCCGUCCACCAGCGGACGCACACCGGGGAGAAGCCCUACGAGUGCCUCGUGUGCAAGAGGGCCUUCAGCCAGAAGGCCCACCUGUCCAUCCACCUGCGGAUCCACACGGGCGAAAAGCCAUACCGCUGCAGCGAGUGUGGGAGGAGCUUCCGGAAGGUCUCCUUCCUGUUUCAGCACCAGGCCAUCCACAGUGACGAAAGGCCCUUCCAGUGCGGCGUGUGCGGGAAGGCAUUCAUCCGCAAGUCCACCCUUGUCCAGCACGGACGCAUCCACACGGGGGAGAAGCCUUACCACUGCGGGCAGUGCGGAAAAUCCUUCCGACACCAGCCCACGCUGACGGCCCACCGCAGGAUCCACACCGGGGAAAAGCCCUAUGUGUGCGAGGCGUGCGGCAAGGCCUUCCGACGCGUCGGGAACCUUAACUGCCACCUGAAGAUGCAUGUCGGCGAGACGCCUCCAGGUGGACGCGGUGGGAGAAAGCUGACACCUGAGCAGCAGGUGGCACGUCUGUGA
Messenger RNA from Chrysochloris asiatica (Cape golden mole), 1800 nucleotides. Its product is annotated as zinc finger protein 420-like. Gene Ontology annotation, biological process: negative regulation of transcription by RNA polymerase II; regulation of immune system process; regulation of cytokine production. The coding region runs from base 1 to 1800 and encodes 599 amino acids. Lineage: Eukaryota; Metazoa; Chordata; Mammalia; Afrosoricida; Chrysochloridae. The record is from RefSeq and is a predicted model, not a curated record. The transcript has 6 exons.